Messenger RNA from Rhagoletis pomonella (apple maggot), 1226 nucleotides. RefSeq lists its product as uncharacterized. NCBI's taxonomy places the organism in Eukaryota, Metazoa, Arthropoda, Insecta, Diptera, Tephritidae. The record is from RefSeq and is a predicted model, not a curated record.
AUAUACAUACCUAUGGACACAGAAGCUUCUUCAAGUUCUAUAUUCUGCGACCCUGGCGACUCAAAAGCUCAUUCUAACAUUGAAGUGCUCAAUGUAAAUAAUGUGGAUUCUGCAGGCGGGGUGGUGUUGAAUGAUGAAAAGCUGCUAGAAUUUAUACAGAUGUAUCCAUUUUUAUACAAUCCACGCGUACGCCCAUUUGAGGAUCCCGAUUAUGACGAAUGGGCAUGGAACCGCAUUACAUCAGCGUUCAAUGUGACCUAUACGGGAUUCCUGCCACCAGUCCUUUUCACCAAAGCGGACUUACAGCGUCGCUGGAACAAACUACAACCAAUUAUAAAGAAAAUGGCGAAAAUGCUAGAUUUAACUGCAAUACCAGAACCCUUGCGGCAGCUAAUUGUAAAGAUCAGUAUUCAGCUCGAGGAUCAAUUUACCGACGUUCGAGUAAAUAGUUUAUCGCCUGCGCAACAAAUCAUUAACGAUAAUAUGAAAAUGGUCGAACAAUUGCCACUGAAUAAACGACUACAGUUGGAAGCUGAAAUGAUGGAAUUGAUAUUAAGUGGCGAAUUGGAAGCUAAAGCCACAGUCAAGUUAACGGAGUGGAAUUUACAAAGCGUGGAAGAGGAAUACGAUGAAUUGCUCAAUUUGAUGAACAUUAAGGAACUUAUUGUAUUAAAAUCUACCGAUACGCCCUUAAUGAAUGAAGCGAUAGAUAAUUCUCAGGAACAGUUGGUUUCAAGUACUACGUCGAAUGCAUCAUGUGAAAUUAACUUGGCCAGUGAUAGUAGCUCGGACGCAAAAUAUGAAGGGACAAAUGUUAUAGAUUUCGAAGCUGAAAUGGGCGACGGCACACAAAUAUAUAAAUCGCCUAGGUAUAAUAAAAAUAAAAUUGAUGAUGGUUUACAACCAGCUUCCACUAAAUAUAGGAAAAUAUCACUUAAACCUAAAACAGUAAUGCAAUGGGUUCCUUUGGAAGAUGCCCAUAAGUACGUAAAUCGCUGUAUGGUUCGGUUGAAACGUACGAAUAUGGAAGACUAUAUACCACUGUCGUUCAUAAGGCGACAACGUAAAAGUUCAACGCGUUCCCAAUAGCGAAACCACGAUUUCAAAUUAAUAGUAACAUACAAUAAUCAUAUAAUUAUAUGUACUUAGUUUUAUGGCAAGAAAAUGAAAUAUUUACUCCACUCUACUAAAAUAAAAUGUCUAAUAAAAGGACUAAAUCAUAUUAA